CGUCCCAACCUCCCCGUUCGAUGGCUCCAGACGAAAUGAAACAUAUCCGUCAUUUGUGGCUAUUUUCACACCGAUUGGCCUAAUCGGGAAGACAUUUUGUAUCGUCCAUUCGUUUUUGGUGAAAUUGGACACCGCUGAUGCGUCCAAGUCCUCCUGUGGGCCGUGCCGCGGAGGGAUACAUGUGUGGAAGCGACAAUGUGGAGGCUGUUAAAAUGUCGACUUGGAAAAUGAAGUCGCUUCAAUUUCAGCGAGAUUAAGAAAACGCUGCAAUGGUUUAGUUAUGCGUUUAGUUAUGUUUCCCGUCAGAGACGUGUUUUUACUUUCCUAACGAAGACAGCGUCGAGGCGGCGGAGUGUUUGAAUCUUGGCUUUCCUCAUCUUCCUCAAGCAGUCCGGAGGAGCGCGGAGGGAAAGAUCAAAGAUCCUGUUUAUAAGUUUCUUUUUCUCGCAUCUCCGCUCCUUUACUUCUCUUUCUUGGAUGCGACACAACUGAGCCAAGUGGCUUGCUGAGACUGAAAGCAGCAGAGAAUGACUGCAGUGGGCACAGACAAGGAGCUCAGCGACUUGCUGGAUUUUAGCGCGAUGUUUGAGCUUCCAGUUUCAAGUGGCAAAAAUCGGCCAACUACACUUGCCAGCAGUCAGUUUGGAGGUUCAGGGGUUGAUGAAAGGAAUGGGUCAAGUUCUUGGGGGCCCGGAGAACAGAACAGUCCAUCGUUCAGUCAGGGAAGGUGUUUUGCUGAAGAGGGCAUUUAUAGUGAGCAAGAUGGCAUUCCACAUGGCACCGUAUUUGGCACAGGGAUCACUGGGAAGGCAGAGAGAGGACCAUACUCGUCAUUUGCAACGCAGCCGGGCUUUAUGCCCAGUGCUGAUGCCCUUUCCCCUUCUGGUUUGAAGCCCUCGUCACAGUUUUAUUCCUCUUAUGAGAGCAACAAUCCUCGCAGACGACCCGCACAAGACCCCGUUGAUUCGCAGCCAAAAAAGAUCCGGAAGGUGCCCCCUGGCCUGCCUUCCUCUGUUUGUACCUCAGCCUCAAGUGAUGAAUUUAACAGGGACAAUGUUGGCUACUCUGCUUCCAAAGCAGGAAGCAUUUACCCACCACCCUUCUACAUGCAAGAAGGCCUCCACCCACCCUCUGAUUCAUGGGGUUCUGCUGGGUCGAUGGUUCAGCCUGGUUAUCCUUCCAUGCUGGGUAACCCCCCCCAUCUGAGCCAGCAUGGUCCCUUCACUGCCAUCAACCCCCAAGACAGACUGAAACGUCAGCCACUGCCCCUCUCACCCCAAAACUACCCCCUACAUGGCAGUGAAGUGAACGGGGCUCACCCGGCUGGUUUCCACUCUGGCUCCAACAGCUAUGGCGUUCCAAGUCACACGCCUCCUAUUGCUGCCAAUCGGGGAACAGUACCUGGAAGUUCUGGUGAUGAGAUUGGGAAAGCGCUGGCAUCUAUCUAUCCUUCAGACCCCAACAGCAAUGGCUACUCUUCGUCCCCAUCCACCCCUUCUGGUUCUCCUCAGGCUGCAUCAGUAUCUGCCUCCCAGUGGACAAGAUCUUCUGGCCAAGCUACACCUUCACCUAGCUUUCAUGGGGGACUUCAGGCAAUGCCUAAUAAACUGGAGGACCGCCUGGAUGAAGCUCUUAACGUUCUUCAGCGCCAUGCCAGUGGGCAAGGAGGAGCAGGACUAGCUGAGAUGCAGAGUCUGCUGGCAUCUGGUUUGGGCUUACCUCCAGCCUUUAGCAGUGCAGCACUCGGCCUUGCCAGUCGCCUGCCUGGCCUGCUCACCGGUCACCUUGAGGACUCUGCGAGACUGCCCUCUAGUGGAGGACUUGUGCAUGGUCACCACGGCUCCACGUCUGCUCUGCCAGGCUCUCAGACUGAUAGUUUCACCAGUAGGUCCUUCUUUGCUGUGAGAAAUAUUGAGAAACUUAUACCUUCCGUCCUGUGUUUUUUAAUGACAGGCUUGGUGAACAGCCUAAGUCGUUCCAGUGGCGCUGACAUUAAACGAGAGAGCAAGCAGGACGAUGACAACUGCUCCAUGACUGACAAGUCAGAGGACGAGAACAAAGAGCUAAAUGCCCAUCUUCUAUCAAGUCUGAAUGAUGAUGAGGAUGACGAUGAUGAAGACCUACCAGUGGAGAUUAAAGCUGGGCGGGAGAAAGUGCGCAGGAUGGCAAACAAUGCCCGCGAGCGGCUCCGUGUGCGGGACAUCAACGAGGCCUUUAAGGAGCUGGGCCGCAUGUGUCAGCUCCAUCUGAACUAUGAGAAACCGCAGACCAAAUUGAACGUACUCCAACAGGCCGUUAACGUUAUUCUCAACCUGGAGCAGCAAGUCCGAGAGCGUAACCUCAACCCAAAGGCUGCCUGCCUGAAGAGAAGAGAGGAGGAGAAAGUGUCGGGUGUGGACCCUCAGAUGCAGCUGGGUGGGGGUCUCUGAGGUGACACUAUAAGCCAUAUGUAAUUCCAAGCCGUUUGAACACGUGGCCUUAAUCUCUGCUUGUGACGCACCGGAGUGUUCUUUGGACAGACUAAGAAGGGCCACAAUGACACAAAUGUGUGUUCAUCUUUACACCUUUCACCCAAGGACACCAAUGUGAAGACACCAUCAUGUUUUUCCAAGACUUUCUUAAGAAAAGAAAGAAUGCUUUAUGUUUUUGGAUCAGAAAGACAUUUGGGAUCAUUUACAACUUUGAUUCAAGUUGGUAUUAUCUGUUAAAUAUGUGGCAUUCUCCCCUGCCACGGAGGUCCUACAUCUUGAAGAAGCAAAGGAAGACAUGUUCCAUCAACAACCUCCAUCCAUGUUGGAAGCCUCUCGUAGAAAGAGGGGUCUGAUAUAGAUAUAUAUACAGUAUAAAUUAGGGCUGCAACUAACCAUUCAUUUGAUAAUCGAUUAAUCUGUCGAUUAUUACUUCGAUUAAUAAUCGGAUAAAAGAGACAAACUACAUUUCUAUCCUUUCCAGUAUUUUAUUGGGGAAAAAACGCAUACUGGCACCAGACUUAUUUUGUUAAUUGUUUCUCAGCUGUUUGUACAUGUUGCAGUUCAUAAAUAAAGGUUUAAAAAAAAAAAAAAAAAAAUUACCCAUGCGCAUAGCAUAGAUCCAACGAAUCGAUGACUAAAUGAAUCAUCAACUAUUUUGUUAAUCGAUUAGUUGUUGCAGCCCUAAUAUAUAUAUAUAUUUCUUACUCUGCUUGAUGAGGUAAUACUGACCUGUCUGGUGUUUUUCCUCCUCGUAAACCGUGGAUCCUACGGGUCACUGCCAUGCAAGUGGAAUGAAAAGACUCCACAGCUUCUAGACUUCAUGUGUUCAGAUCUGGUCUUAGCACUCAUCCUGGACAGUCCAUUCACAAAAGGGGCAUUUUUUUUCUUGUUUUAGAAACAACAUGCGACAUAUUUUGCUUCAGUAACUUUCUUUCUUAGAUAAGUGUCAGACCAUGAUACAGUCUUGCAAUUAAGAAUAUUAUUAUUUCAUGCAGAUGGCCUUUUGAACUCCAGUUGGACCAAUCAGGAUGCAGAUUAUUUCCAGGUCUGAGCGCUUCCAAUUUGUAAUGGAAAACAUACGUGAGUGUUGAAAGGGAUCAUGAGGUUUGAAAUCCUAAGUAAGUAAGUUGCCACUAUUGACUUGCACGCUUGUUUUUUUCUUCCAUUUUGAACAACUGCAAAGCCUCUUUGUAACGAUCUUCCUUUUGUAGAACUUGUUAGCCAUGUUUUUAUGUUCAUGUUUUUCCCCCCCACUUUGUAAAAUAGUUAUGGAGAGUUGGGGUUUAUACAUUUGGGAUGAUUCUUUCUUUUUUGUUUACAUUGUUUGAAUUGAAGACAACCUUUUUUAAGAUUAUGGGAACAAAGUGAGGUGUUGUGCCAGGUGCCUGCAAAUGUUAGAAAUGACAACAGUCUGGCUUGUAAUGUCACAUGUUGUGAUAACCUUUUUUCUUCUUUCUGUGCAAACUUGGCAUUUGUAUUUCAAUUCCUCACCUAUUUUGAAACAGUAUUUAGGGUUUUUCUCCAUAAUGUCCGAUGUUAGUUCAUUUGAGGUGGUGGCACAAUUCAACUCAAUUCUAAUAGAAAUCAUCAUCCUGAAUUCAUAAGGGGGGCUUAGUCAUUUCCCUGACUUUGGGGAGUUUUAUAAUGGUUACUCACCAGUGCCUGAAUAUUCCUGUUACACAUUGCAUAUAAUAACACGGGUUUAAAAGAUGUAGUUCAGCUGAAGAAUUUAUUGAGGCUGACCAACAACCUGGUCUAUAACUGGUCAAAUACUUAGUGAUUUAUAUUUGAAUUUGUUUUAAUCAUGUACAUUCAUAUGUAUGAUAUAUCAAGACAAAAACCUUACACGGUGAUGUGUAACCUUAUUUGUCUCACUUGCUGAGUAUGCCUAUGAAUGGCCCCUAACUUUUAUUUUGUCUGAAAAGAAGUCUUGUGAUUACCUUGCAAAUGAUCACAAAUGACUUGUAUUUGUUUAUGUAAAUGUUUUUUUUACAGUUUGCAAGUAUAAAAGCAUACCAUUUUCUUUAUUAGAGAACUUUUUGUCAUCUACAGCAAAUGACUUCCUACAGCUCUUUCUGUCUUUAUGAAUAUUUGAGGGCAAUAUCUGUGUAGGCCAUGUCCUCAGAGUGCCUCCACUUUCCUAUUUUUAUAUAUAAAGUAGAUAUUGACAACUGUUGUGUAUAUAACAGUAAUGUAGCAAUAAAUGUGCCAUUUUUAAUA
Messenger RNA from Nerophis lumbriciformis (worm pipefish), 4691 nucleotides. RefSeq names its product transcription factor E2-alpha-like. Gene Ontology annotation, cellular component: chromatin; transcription regulator complex. The record is from RefSeq and is a predicted model, not a curated record. Gene Ontology annotation, molecular function: protein dimerization activity; DNA-binding transcription factor activity, RNA polymerase II-specific; RNA polymerase II cis-regulatory region sequence-specific DNA binding. NCBI's taxonomy places the organism in Eukaryota, Metazoa, Chordata, Actinopteri, Syngnathiformes, Syngnathidae. Gene Ontology annotation, biological process: regulation of transcription by RNA polymerase II.